AGCACAAGGCAGCGGCAUCAGCGCUGCAAGCAACCUACGGAGGAACAGCAGCCACUAGGUUUAGCCUGCCGCCUGGCCAGCCCCAUGUGCCGCCCGGCGUGGCAGGAGAUUGGCAGCCUGGACGAGAAUGCCACUGGUGGAGUUGUUGGCUCUUGUGCUGCUCCAUCGCGCCGUCGGAAAGAGAUGAAUCGGUGAUGGGGAGGUUGCACCGACAGACACACGGAAAGAGAGUGUCGUAGGUGGUCUUGUGGUUUCGGACCAGACCUCUCACGUGUUGUCGAAGAUUUAUUGGUCUGUUACAGUAGCAAGGAGGGAAGUAGCUUCUGAAAGAAACAUAAUUCAGGGAUACAUUUAAUUUGGGAAAUACACACAAGGGAGAAAUAGCUACCUUCCAGUCUCGUCGCACAGGGGACGCCAAGGCAUCUCCGAUCAGACCAUCGAGGUUCGGUGUGAAUCUCAAGCAGGACAUUACCAUGGGUACCGCGCAGGUAGAGGUUAUGAGUCCGGUCUGUACAUUUGUCAGACCAAAGAGAUUUGUUAAGUCACAGAGCUUCAACCAUCGGAAGACGCUCUCUCAGCCCGAGACACAACUCGCGGAGAUUGUGGAGAGCCUCUCCAAGUUCACUUUCGCGGUGUCCUCCGUGGAUUCCGUGAAGGAGGAGCCCGACGAUGAAAAGGAGUACAUGGCUAAGUGCGAGUGCUGUGGACUGGCGGAGGAGUGCACACCGGGAUACGUUGCUCGCAUGAAGGCCAUGUACUGUGGCCGUCUACUCUGUGGCCUCUGUGGUGAAGCUGUCAAGGAGGAGAGGAUGCGCAUGGGUCCGGUGACUUCCAUGGAAGACGCCCUUAGUGCCCAUAUGAAAAUUUGCUUCAAAUUCAACACCUUCACACGUCAAGACCCCGCAGCAGAUUUGGCCCAAGCUAUGCGGCAGAUUCUAAGAAAGAGCAUCGAGCUUGGGACGCCUCCCAAGACCAAGGGAUUGCUAUGGCAGCGCGCCGGGCUUUCUCGCAGUGAGACAUUCAGCAACCGUGGGCACCGGAAGAGUUUGCCAUGAUUUGUCGUGGAUGCCUCUGAUGAGGCUUACAAUUUACAUUGUUUUUCAAGCUUUGGCAUUUGCCUCAAAUUAGGAUACGACCUACCUCAGAAUACCGAUAGUGAAAAUCUAUCAUUGGAGCCUUUCUUUCGUUUUUAUGAAGGUGCCUGAAGUGUCAAAGUGCUUGAAGCCAAGCUCGGAUUGUCAAGCAAAAGGCAAGUGGCGGGCAGUGAAUUCAAAUGGUUUGGCAUUUUGAAAUGCCAAUUAGAACAGCCAACAUUUGAAAGAAGGCGCAAAAACAUCUGAAAGGUUCCUGACUUCACCUAGUCCUCGUAGAAUUAAUUUACCGAGGAUGGAUUGCAAGGUCUUUCCGCAAGAUUUCUUGCCAUAGUUAGGUGUCUUCCUAUUCACGAAGUACCUAACAACCACUAACAGUCGUCUGUUAGUCGCAUCAAAUUAGCUCAUUUCAACUUGGGUCUCCUUCUCCGGACCUUAACUGGUUUAAAAGCCUGUUUGCAGAAUGCCAGAGGUGCAACAAGGUUUCCAUCACACCUACGCGUCGAAUGUCGCCAGGAAUUGAGACUAACUUUGAGGCUCACACAGGUUGUGGCCCUCUUUGUUUGUCCUGCGCAAUGCCCUGGUCUUUGUAGUUUAGUCAAGUGCUGGCAGUAGUUCCUCCUCUCAGCUUGACACAUGUAGUCUAAAAUUGGAUGACUGUUCUGUUGAAGCUUUUAAUUGGCUUGGGGUUUAGUCGAAAACAUUCAACAGUCAGUAAAAAAAAGGUUUGAUUUUACCUUAGUUGAAUCCCCGUGGAGAGUCCGUUAAGUUUAGGAUGCUCGCUCCAGUUACGUUGAAUUAAUUAUCCCUGCUCCUUCCCUCCCAGAUAUAAAUCUCUUGCGAUCGAUCAGAUAUCGAUUGUUCGUGAAGUUUGUUUAUUACGUAGGCCGUGAAUCAUCAUCAAUAAAUGCAUUUAUUAUGUAUAGAA
Physcomitrium patens is the source of this 2019-nucleotide messenger RNA. RefSeq lists its product as uncharacterized. The record is from RefSeq and is a predicted model, not a curated record. Lineage: Eukaryota; Viridiplantae; Streptophyta; Bryopsida; Funariales; Funariaceae.